This is a messenger RNA of Cokeromyces recurvatus, 2815 nucleotides long. Its product is annotated as glycosyltransferase family 20-domain-containing protein. The transcript has 2 exons. Gene Ontology annotation, cellular component: alpha,alpha-trehalose-phosphate synthase complex (UDP-forming); cytosol. Lineage: Eukaryota; Fungi; Mucoromycota; Mucoromycetes; Mucorales; Mucoraceae. The coding region runs from base 227 to 2554 and encodes 775 amino acids. Gene Ontology annotation, biological process: trehalose biosynthetic process. The record is from RefSeq and is a predicted model, not a curated record. Gene Ontology annotation, molecular function: catalytic activity.
GUAACUGUUAAUAUUCCGUUAUUGCAUAUAAAUAUUUAUAUUUAUAUAUAUAUUUUUUAUAGUAUUUCAAUAUAACCUAUUAUAGGAAAUGAUGGUUUGAUCUCAGUUGUUGGAAUGCUGCAAUAUGCAUGUAUUUUUUUUUAAAGGUCAGUAGUGGAUAGUUAGCCCUGGUUCUAUUAUUACCCCUUUUUUUUUUUUUUUUACAUAUAUAUACACAUGCAUAAUAAUGAUCAAGAAUGAUCUGAAAAUUAAAACCCGUAUUAUUCAUGUCACUCACCAAAUUCCAUUUGAAAUAAGCCGAGAGUUUGGUCAUUGGAAGUUGACGAAUCGUCAAGGUCAUUCCGCCAUGUAUGGAGGUAUAAAGUCACUUGAUGACAAAUGGGAAACAAUCUGCAUCGGUUGGACUGGAAAAAUAGUUGAAAAGAGAAUGGAUACAGAAAUGGAAAGUGUGAAUACGUCUGAGGUGGAUCCUUCUUCUGUUUCUAAAGCGGAUAAAGAAACGAUUAAAAGACGAUCAUUAGAAAGGGGGAGAUGUAUACCUUUAUUUUUGAAUAACGAAAGUAGUGCUGGACAUUACUAUGGUUAUUGUAAGAAAUUACUGUGGCCUCUAUUUAAUUAUAUCAUCUGGAAUGAUGCUACAGAUGGUCGUAUUGAAAAAUCACAAUGGAAUUUUUAUAAGAAAGUAAAUCAAAGAUACGCAGACUUGGUUAUUGCUGAAUAUCAACCUACAGAUACCAUUUGGGUUCAUGACUAUCAUCUAUUACUAGUCCCAUCCAUGAUCCGUGCAAGCUUACCAAGGGCUCGUAUUGGCUUGUUUGUUCAUUCUUCUUUCCCUAGUUCUGAAAUAUUUCGAUGUUUACCAAAGAGACAAGAGAUCUUAAAGGGUAUGUUAGGUGCAAACUUGGUUGGCUUUCAGACGUAUGCACAUGCUAGGCAUUUUAUUUCAACUUGCACUCGUAUUUUGGGUUAUGAGAGUUCCCCCGAGGGUGUAGAGUAUGAAGGCCAUUUCUGUUAUGUAGGUACAUUCCCUAUCGGUAUUGACGUGGACGCUGUCGAUAGAAUACGGAAUAGUCCUGAUGUAUUACCCAAGAUAAAGGCAAUCGCAGACAUGUACCCUGAUAAAAAAAUAAUUGUCAGUAGAGAUAAAAUGGAUCUCGUUCAGGGCAUAUUGCAGAAAUUGGCUGCAUUUGAAAAGUUUUUGAUCAAUUAUCCAGAUUGGCGAAAUAAAGUGGUCUUGAUUCAGACAACGGAUAUGAUGACAACUACUUCAGUGAGUGAUAUGGAUAAGGUGGCAGAAAGAGUGGAUCAUAUUAAUGGAGCAUAUGGUUCCUUAGAACAUCUUCCAAUCUAUCAUUAUCAUCAUCCUAUUCAUACAGACGAAUAUUACGCUCUACUAUCUACAGCCGAUCUUGCUCUUAUUACCGCUGUCAGAGAUGGUAUGAACACAACAAGUUUAGACUAUAUCAUGUGUCAACAAAAGAAACAUGGUCCCCUUAUCGUGUCAGAAUUGACUGGUACAGCUGGCUCUAUGAGCUCUGCUCUCUUGGUCAAUCCUUGGGAUCAUACAAGUGUGGCAAGGGCAAUCCAUGAUGCCUUGACGAUGUCUGAUGAUGAAAAAUUAACAAGGCAUAAACAACUAUUGCAACAUGUUAAAUCAAAUACAACCUCCUUCUGGGCUCAUUCAUUUAUCAAAAUGUUAUUACAUACUUAUCAGUUAUCAGAGCAAAACAAAUAUACCCCAAAAUUAAAAUUAGAACAACUUCAAGAACAUUAUCUUGGUGCAAAAAAGAGAUUAUUAUGUUUUGACUAUGAUGGAACAUUGACAGAAAUUAAAAAUACACCUAUGGCUGCAGUACCAUCUAAAACGAUGCUAACUUAUUUAAAACAGUUAUGUAAAGACCCAAAAAAUGAGGUGUGGAUCAUUUCUGGUAGAGAUGAAGGUACCUUAAGCAAUUGGUUAGGUGACAUUGAUGAGUUAGGUUUGAGUGCUGAACAUGGCUCGUUCAUGCGAUUCCCUGGUAGUAAAAGAUGGAUAAACUUAAUUGAGCAUUUGGAUAUGAAUUGGAAAAAUGAUGUAUUGGAGAUAUUCACUUAUUACACAGAAAGAACGAUGGGUAGUUUUAUAGAACACAAACGAUGUGCGAUCACAUGGCAUUAUCGUCUUGCUGACCCUGUAUAUGGAGCAUUUCAGGCAAAAGAAUGCCAAAACCAUCUUGAACAAGCCAUUUUGAGCAAAUUGCCUAUAGAUAUUCUAGUUGGUAAGAAAAACUUGGAAGUACGACCCAAGAUAGUCAAUAAAGGUGAAAUCCUAAAACGCUUACUUGCUUCAACUAUGAAUUCAUAUGAUUUUGUUAUGUGUUGUGGUGAUGAUCGGACAGAUGAGGAUAUGUUUAAAGUGCUUAAAAAAGCUGAAUUACCAGAUUGUUUACAAAAGUUUUCAGUAUUAAUAAGUGCUGAAGAUAAAAAGACAGAAGCUCUUUGGCAUUUACCGACCGUUCAAGAUAUGAUUGAAAGUAUGAAAAUUAUGUCCGAAUGUUCUUUAUUUAUGCUGUAAUUUCUAUUUUAUGAAUGUAUAUAUCUAUAUAAAAAAAUAUAUUUGUAUUUGUAUUGCAAUGCAUGUCGUCAAUGUUAUAUAAUGUCCAUUUUUUAUAAUAAAUAUUUUUCUGUAUAUAAAGUGUUUCAUUAAAUUGUUGAACAGUACACUGCAUAUAAACUUUUCUCACUAUUAGAUUAUUUUAUAUUAAAUAAAUGAUGUUUUGAAAAAAAAAAAGCCGUUGCACAUUGUAAUAAUUAUAAUGUAAAUUUGUAAAUGUAG